AUGCCGCUCCUUCGCCGUCGCCCCGUCCAGCUCCUCCCUCUGCCCAACCUCGACAACGUGCCCCAAGACACGCCCGUCUUCUACCUCAAAGCCACCGGCGAGGUCUUCCUCGACUACGAGGCCUACGCCGCCCGCCUCUCGUUCCUCCUCACGCGCCAGUUCCAGUGCGAGUACUCGGGCAAGAGCAGCCUCGACUACUUUACCGCCCUCCAGAGCGAGAAGACCGAGUCCAAGAUCGUGCGCGAGCGCUUCCCCGACCCGCUCAAGGGCCGCGUCCUCGCCAGCGUCCAGUUCCGCGUCAUGGGUCGCCUCGACUCGCUCGUCGACCUCGUCUUCGACCGGUACAAGGACCGCUACUUUGCCGGCGAGAAGGUCUUUGUCGACCUGAGCGGCGACAAGUACUUUGCCCGCAUCAACCGCGUCUUCCCUCCGCCCAACGUGCGCGCCAACGCCGACGCCGCCGCUUCGACCUCUGCCGCGCCCGAGCCCGACUACAACACGUUCGCGCACAAGGUCGGCGUCGACCUCAACGUCGAGGCCAAGCAGGCGCGCGCCAACGAUGACCCGGACGAGUACCUGUACACGCUCCAGCUCAUGGACGAGGAGCACAAGUUCGAGGGCAGCUCGAUGGAGGUCAGGGCCAAGGCGCUCUCCCGCGACCGACUCGCCUUCUCAAAGUCGAUCCUCAAACGGUACCUGCGCGAGUGCCUCAUGCGCGAGGCGGCCAUCGGCGCCCCGUGGAUCGUCAAGCCGUCGAUCGCGCGCGCGUUCAACAUCCCCGUCCAGCAGAGCGGCACCAUUGAGGAGCGCAACCGCGCCGCGCGCGAGGCCAAGCUCGCCAAGCGCAGGAAGCCGCUCGCCGAGGGCGAGUCGCCGGCCCCUGCUCCCAAGAAGCGCAAGACGGCCCCGACCGAGCCCAAACCUGCUGCUGCUCCCGCGACGCCCAAGGUGCCCGCCGAGCCCAAGAAGGCCGUCAAGUACCCGAUCGAGGACCUCGAGCUCGACCCCAUGUCCAUCAUCGACGGCCGCAUCCUCCGACGCGUCAACGCCGAGCUCCCGUCGCUGCCGCCAAAGCCGCAGCCGCAUCGCGACCUGCCCGUGCCGGCCGACGUCUUUGACCGCUUCAUCGAGACGUGGAACAUCCUCAACAUCUUUUCCAAAUCGCUCAACCUGUCGCCGUUCACGCUCGACGACUACGCCGGCGCGCUCAAGCACGACACGACCUCGCCGCGCUGCGUCCUCCUCACCGAGAUCCACGCCUCGCUCACCAACAUCAUCGGGACCGACACGUCGCGCGUGCUCGGCUCGACCAUGGCCGUCACCUCUCACGGCGGCGGCAGUGCCGGUGCGGCCAAGGCCGACUCGGCCGCGACGCCCGUCCCCGAGGACGGCGCCGAGAGCGUCAACGGCGGCGGCGGCGCCAACGGCGAGGGCGUCGACGAGCUCGCGGCGUCGGCGGGCGACGGCAACGACGGCGACACGACCCUGGCCGACGCGACCGACGACAUCCCGUACGAGGAGUCGGAGCUCAACAAGCUCGUGCGCAUCGGCAUCUCGUACGCCAAGCGGUGGGACCGCCAGGCCAAGCUCAAGUACUCGGAGGGCCGCGACGGCUGGGAGAAGCACCUCAUCGGCGCCAUGUGCCAGCGCGGCGGCCCGCACUACCUGUUCAACUUUGUCCGCAUCAUGCGCCACUUGUUCGCCGGCCACCCCAAGCUGCCCAAGCCCGACUUUGUUGACGACGAGCCCGUCGCCGGCGGCGGCGAGGUCGACGAGGACGUCAAGCCCUCGACCGCCGAGGGCCCGAGCGUCGCCGCGACCAACGGCGACUCGUCCGCCUCGGCGCCCGCACCCGUACCUGCUCCUGUCGCCGCCGCCGCCGCCGCCACCGGCUCGUCGCGCGCCGGCUCGCGCCGCACGUCGCCCCAACCUGUCGUCGUCGAGCAGGACCCCGAGAAGCAGUACCUGUCGCUGCCGCUGGAGGACAAGCUCGACAUCAUCGGGUACCUGUGCACGCUCGUCAUGGGCUCCAAGGCCGUGCGCGGCUACGUCGACGAGUGCGACCUCAAGUUGACCGAGCUGAGGAAGACGAGGGCCGACGUCAACAAGGAGCGCAAGUCGCUCACCGAGCAGAAGACGAUCGCCGACGCCAAGGCGGCGGGCAAGCUCGACGCGGCGACCAUGAACGGCUCGAGCGGCGGGUCCAAGGCGGCCAACGGCGACGCGAUGGACGUCGAGUCGGCGCCGGCGUCCGAGGCCGACGGUCGCUCGUCGCGUGCGCCGUCCGUGAAGCCGGGCAAGCCCGUCGGCGGCGAGGGCGACGACGAGGACGAGGACCAGCUCGUGUCGGACGCCGAUUCGUCGGUCGCGCCGUCCGAGGCCGGCUCGCUCUCGGCCGCGUCGCGUCGCCAGGCCGCCCUCGAGGAGAAGCGCCUCGAGAAGCUCGGCGGCAAGUCGUCGGGCCGGUCGAGCCUCGCCGGCGGCACCCGGGCCAAGGGCGCGUCGCUCACGGUCGAGGACCGCCUGCGCGUCAACGCCGAGCGCGACGACGAGGUCGAGCGCGAGUUCCGGCGGUACCUCAACGUGUCGCGCUGCCGCCCGCUCGGCAAGGACCGCUUCCACUGCCGGUACUGGUGGUUCGACGGCGUCGGCUCGAUGGACCUCGUCUCGGACGGCGCGCCCGUCCUGCGCGACGACGGCGACAACGUCGUGUACGGCACGGGCCGGCUCCUCGUGCAGGGCCCGAGCGAGGAGGACUGGGAGGUCCUCGUGGACCAGAAGGACAAGGGCGACGAGGGCGCCAAGGCGAUCCUCGCCCGGCGCAUGCGGGAGGAGGUCGUCGACGACCCGAGCCUGUUGCUCGGCGUCAACGAGUGGGCGUGCUACGACGACGACGAGACGAUCGAGACGCUCCUCGGGUGGCUCAACAGCAAGGGCACGCGUGAGCUCGCCCUCAAGAACGCGAUCACCAAGUGGCGGCCGUUCGUGAGCGCCGGUUCGAAGAAGCGGCUUCACGACCUCGCCAACCCCGAGCUGCCGCGCUACGAGGCGCAGGUGACGUCUGGGCGUCGCUCGAGCCGCAAGGUCGAGUACCAGCCCAACACGUACCUCGGCUGGCAGAACCAGAACCCCAAGUUCGUCUGAGCGCGAGCGCCGACGAGGAAAAGCGCCUGGCCUGUCUGUCGGGCUUGAGCGCGAGCUGUGAUUCCUUCUCCCUGUCUUUCCUGGCCCCGUCUCUCUGUGUCUGUCUGUCUAUCUAGCGUACUGCACUGCACCGUCGUUCCUUCUC
This is a messenger RNA of Rhodotorula graminis WP1, 3289 nucleotides long. RefSeq lists its product as uncharacterized. The transcript has 11 exons. NCBI's taxonomy places the organism in Eukaryota, Fungi, Basidiomycota, Microbotryomycetes, Sporidiobolales, Sporidiobolaceae. Bases 1 to 3144 code for a protein of 1047 amino acids. The record is from RefSeq and is a predicted model, not a curated record.